GUUAUAUUGCUGUUACCCUUUGUACAGCAUACCUCCAUUUUAUUCAAAAGGCCGGAAAUAGACCAUCGUAGGUAUCUGACUGCACAAGGCUUUUGAAUCAGGUGCUAUCUACCACAAGCAGGAGUCGUUGAGUUACAGUGCCAUCUUUCUGCCUUCAAACUGCGACGGUGACAAUAACAUCAUUGUGGUGGGAGGCUGGUAUGAUGGCAUUGGGAUGGAGCCACUUUAUGGCCUUGUUUCUCUGGGGCUUGGCCGCAGGUGUUGCACCUUGGACAGCAGGUCCCUGUGACCUCACUGCUACAAAGGCAUACUUCAACUGUAGUGGGAGGAAGCUGACAGAGGUUCCUGGGGAGGUCUGGGCAAAUGCGACCAUGCUCGACCUGUCCCAGAAUUCCCUGAACCUCACUCGUUCCUCGACCCUGAGGGCCCUGAGGAGACUCGAGGGUCUGGUCCUACUGAACCUGUCCGGCAGCUACCUCCCCCUGCUGGACACUGGCACACUGGCGGGCCUGAGCCAACUCCAUGUCCUGGACCUCAGCUCCACCCACCUGGCGGAGAUCAAGCCUGGUGCGUUCCAGGCCGUCCCCAAGCUGUACACGCUCUUUCUUGGGAACAACAGACUGCGAGACCCCCUACCGGCUGCCCUGGGAGACCUGAGAUUCCUAUCCUUCCUUGAUCUCCAUGGUAAUGACCACCUGAGGGCUGCUCCCCCAGCUUGGCUUAAGGGUGUGCCCCAAUUAAUCAGGCCCAGAGCUUGGCAUGGCUUGGUUCUUGGCGACAUGUCUGGAGGUGCAUCGAGUUUUCACCGGAAACUGCUGGUAGAUGACGAAGUCAGAAACAGAAGCUUGAAAGUAGAGGUGUCCGGCGAGGACGUCCCCGGUCCGAGGCACACCUUCUCGUACCUCAUGGCCGCUCUGCUGACGACCCUCUGCAUCGCCGGCGUGAUCGUGUUUGCGGUCAAGUUCAAGGUGUUUCGCCGCUACUUAGCCAGCUACCGCCACGCCUUACUGCCUGAGGGCGACACCACCAGCCAGUGCAGCCGGGCGGGGCUGGGGCUCGGGGGCCCUGGAUACAACUCUCACAGCGACGGCCGGCCCCCUGAGGUGGAGGACGACGACGACGGCUUCAUCGAGGACAACUACAUCCAGGCCAGCGAGAGAGAGAGGGCACAGAGGGAGGCUGAAGAGAAGGAGGAAGAGGGGGGAGAGGAGAGCAGCGACGACGAUAUCCAGUUUAGCAUCGGUUAGCGCUACGGGUGUGAGGCAGUGGGCGAUCAAUAUACGUAGCUGACCAAUUAUUUGUUUAUAGUGAUUUUUUUUACAAUAGCAUGCACUGUUUAACACUGAUUGACUUGUUGCUGUAAAUAAUUGAAUACACAGUGACACACUGUUGUUUCUGGCGAAAAAGCUGACAUGAGGCAAACGGGGUCAAACUGGUGUGAAGUAUGCCUGUUUCGCAGAUUUGAAUUAUCUUUUGAAAGAAGACACUCCCUAUCGAAACGUUCUUGAUCAAUAGCCAAAAAAAAAUUAUCUACAGUAUUUGUAAAUGAUCCAUUUUCUAUGUAUUUAUCACACUUUAUAUAUUUGUCACUAAAUGGA
Conger conger (European conger) is the source of this 1598-nucleotide messenger RNA. Its product is annotated as chondroadherin-like protein. Lineage: Eukaryota; Metazoa; Chordata; Actinopteri; Anguilliformes; Congridae. The transcript has 6 exons. The record is from RefSeq and is a predicted model, not a curated record. Bases 201 to 1247 code for a protein of 348 amino acids. Gene Ontology annotation, molecular function: protein binding.